Messenger RNA from Pungitius pungitius (ninespine stickleback), 1866 nucleotides. It is a transcript of the gene plppr2b, whose product is annotated as phospholipid phosphatase related 2b. The transcript has 9 exons. Gene Ontology annotation, molecular function: phosphatidate phosphatase activity. Lineage: Eukaryota; Metazoa; Chordata; Actinopteri; Perciformes; Gasterosteidae. Bases 290 to 1318 code for a protein of 342 amino acids. Gene Ontology annotation, cellular component: plasma membrane. Gene Ontology annotation, biological process: phospholipid metabolic process; signal transduction; phospholipid dephosphorylation. The record is from RefSeq and is a predicted model, not a curated record.
AACACAAUGUAAAUCCACGUUGGCUGCUGCGGUCGUCCUGUGUGAAGCUUUAAACCUUUCAAGCAGUGUGUCGUUUCCCUCAAGUGCCGAUGGGCUUCUCCGUGGCAGAGCGGCAGAAGUGAAGGGUGCUUUUGCUUUGAAAGAGACAAAAGGGGGGAAAGACAAAAGAGCGGAGCGGAGAGCACACAGAAUGGGAGUCUGCAGCAGGAGCGAAUCCUCCUAGAGACAGAGACCCGGAGGAGGCGGCGGUCACUGUGCAGCAGCAGUUUCCAACGGACCGAUAUUUAAGAUGAUUGACAGUCAGCUGUCGGCACAGAGGAGGGCAAUGAGGAGUUUCCCUGAUGACAGCGGCGUGGAGAAGACCAGCACCUACAUCGUGCCCUGCUUCCUUUUCGUGGAGCUGGUCAUCAUGGCAGGGACCGUUCUGUUGGCGUACUACUUUGAGUACACGGACACGUUCCCCGUGCACAUCCAGGGCUUCUUCUGCUUCGACAAAGCCUACUCCAAGCCGUUCCCGGGACCGGAGGACAACAGCAAGGCGCCGCCGGUCCUCGUCUACUCCCUGGUCACCGCCAUCCCCACUGUGACGAUUCUGAUCGGAGAAGUGACCAGUUUCUUCGUGAAGACGGAAGGAGCUCAGGAGAAGACCAUAGUGACCGCCGACUGCUGUUAUUUCAACCCUCUCCUCCGCAGGAUUGUACGUUUUCUGGGCGUCUACUCCUUCGGGCUCUUCACCACCACCAUCUUCGCCAAUGCCGGCCAAGUGGUGACCGGGAACCAGACGCCGCACUUCCUGUCCGCCUGCAGGCCAAACUACACGGCGCUGGGCUGCCAGUCUCCGCUGCACUACAUCGCCGAGCGCCGGGCCUGCACGGGAAACCCGUACCUGGUGGCGUCCGCCCGCAAGUCCUUCCCCUCCAAGGACGCGGCGCUUAGCUUUUACUCAGCCAUCUACACGGUGAUGUACGUGACGCUGGUGUUCCGGACCAAAGGGACCCGCCUCACCAAGCCCACGCUGUGCCUCGUGCUGCUGUCUCUGGCCGUGCUGGUGGGGGUGGUGCGGGUGACCGAGCACAGAAACCACUGGAACGAUGUGCUGGCCGGGUUCGUCACCGGAGGGGCCAUCGCUGCCUUCCUGGUUUCGUGUGUGAUCAACAAUUUCAAGCAGACCCAGAUAGCAUUGCCGCCUCCUCCGCCUCAACAGCGCCCCGAGCAUGCAAUCGGGCUUCCUCUCCUCAGCCUGCCCCGCGUGGAGAGUCCACUCGAAAAGUUAAGUGGCCUCCAGGUUCCAGGGCUACCGUAUUCUGAGAUCACAUGACCAUCAGCCAAUCCCGUCCCCCGCCCCUCCCGAUGUGCUCCUCCCCUCGCGGCGUUGCCUCACCAGCGCAGUCUAGACCCGCCCACUGAAUGCCCCCCGCCCUGCCCCGCCCACCCCGUAGGACGACACCCUCUCCGACGAGUCAAAUCUACGCAGGUCUGAAAGGUCCACCAAUCAGAAGAGGCAGACGCGUGCGUGUGACAUGCGCCGCUGAAACCUGUCAUCGGCUAAGGACCCGCAGGAGGGGACUCGUGUCCUUCUUUUCCUGUCAUGUCAUGUUUUUCCUCCACAAUGGCCUCCUUUUUUCUUUCUGGUGAUAAAAGACCCGACGAAAGAAGCCGCCAAAGCAAGAGCUGUUGAAGCAAUACUGUGUCCAUAUUCCCACGUCCGGUUUUCCUAAUAGACCCACAACAGGGACUCUAAAGACUGUUGUCUGGUUACGGCUUGAUGAAACACUUGAUCAUAUAAAAGUUAUUCAGCAAUCGAAGAAAGUUCCAGUCGCUGGUGGAUCGUCCUCAAAGCAACACUCAGGACAAUACAGGGGGGGG